AUGGAUAUCAACGCACAGAAAACGAAAAUUUCAUCAAGUCAAAAACUUGGUGACUGUCUUCAAAAGGCUUCAUCGCUGUUGUCUGUUGCGGCCAUUCUGAUGACGGUGUCUCUCUUUGUUAGAUCGGAGACAAACACAAAAAUGCUGGAUUCAAAAUUUACUCUGAAAAUUCAAGGAAUGGGGGAUGCUCUCGAAUCUAUGAGGGCUGCUUGCCAAGUUCUUCGUGAAGACCGAGACAUUUCAAACGGUUGGUAAUUUAGUAUAAAAUUUUCUUAACAACUGCGCGUCGCUUGAACUCGAACUGUCCUGGUCCAUACGAAAGUAAGCCGGGCGCACUCAGUUGCCACCGCUUUUAGUCAAAGCAAACAAUAGAUAACCAAGUCCAUACGUUUGAUGGACUUAAGAAAAUCCACCUUAUGAGAUGUUUGUGUGUAUUACAUUUUAAUGUAAAUCAGGCCAUGAACAACAGAAAUGUAUUCGUGCAUUUCUCUUGAUUGCGAUAUUUCGAGAGAAGUUUUGACAACACAGAUUUGACCUUAAUCAGAAACUUGACCCGUUUAUUUAAACAAGUCACGACUGCAUAUUGUAUACUUAUCUUUCAAUAGAUUUUUUCAAACGAAUCAAUGGCUUCUCUUCGACUCGUCCUCUGUUGAAAAGGAUUUAAACAAAAGAUUUCCGAACAAAAUACGUAGCAAAAAACGUGUUUUCCUUGUUUCGGUCAUGGAAUAAAAAGCACUUUGUGAAGCUUAAGUCUGAUAUAAUCAAUGUUAAAAAAAAAAAAACAAAACAAAACCGAUUAACCCUUGCCGUUUUCUUUAGGUAGGAAACAAGACGUCAAAAUUGUUCACCGCAGCUUAACGACCAACCGGAACGACUCAGUUAAUCAAGCAGAGGCCGACACUGGUUUCAGGAAGUACGUGACCUCUAUUGUAACUGAGUCCAUAGGGACUUACUGCCUCUCCCCUGGUAAAUUCUGUGUGGCAGGACCUCGGGGACCAAGAGGAAUUCCGGGAAAUCGCGGUAAACGAGGUCCAAGGGGAUCUAAGGGUAAAACGGGAGAGAAAGGCAAACCAGGAUUGAAAGGAGAUGUUGGAAAUCGUGGAAUGAAGGGAGAAAAGGGUAUGAAUUAAGAGCUAUUGACACUUUACUUCUGUCUUUCCUUAUUCAUAAUAGUCAUUUUCAUUAGGAACAAAAUGAGUGGAAAUUUUGCUGGAAUCUAAAACCACAAUUGUAAGAUUGAAACAAAAAGAUCAUAAGCGUCUUUUGGUUGAGACAUAAUGUUAUCUAUUACAAGAAAUGUAUCUUUAACUUGUGGAAAAAUACUUCACCAGGUUUUAUGUGGCGGUUUUUUUUUGGGAUAGGAUUUGGUCGUAAUCUAUAAGUCUAAUAUAGUUAACAAAUUUAGCUUUGAAUAAUAAGUUUCUGAUACGAUGCCAAGGCUAGCAAAAUCUCAAAAAAAUCAAGAAAAAUAUGGAGGUUCAUUGUCGAGUACAAAUCUAUCAUAGAGUGUAAAAUGGAUGCGAUCUGCGCCCAAGGGUGAGCAGGCUUCCUCCACGUCUCUAGAGCCAAUCUUUACUACGCCAAAUAAUUUCGCUCCGACAGUUGUAAGACAUUUCCCUAAAUUUCAGUUAAGGCGUUUGUUACAUGCCUGUGUAUAUUCUUUAAGGCGACAAAUGAGUUCCUGGUCAUCCGGGACCUAAAGGUGAACCUGGCCAGUCCAUAUCUGCUCCAAACGUUUAUGUUUAUCCUGCCUCACAUACAAUCACUGAGAACCAGACCGCCACGUUUAGUUGUUCAGCUGAUGGCAAUCCAAAACCCAGAGUAACUUGGAGUAAAAUGAGUGGUGCAGGACAAGUCAAUAUGAACGGUCACGAUAAUACAUUGCAGAUCAAAAAUGUUGCUCAUAACGACUCAGGAAGCUAUGUUUGCGUGGCCACAAGCAUCUUAGGAAAAGCUCAGAAGACGGUGAAACUCACCGUUGAAGGUGAUGCUGAUAAUGGAUAAUGGUAUAUACAGGUCAUUCUAGUCCGGGCGAUAAACAAAUACCAGUGAUUAGUUCGUUACUGUUAGUUUACAUUAUCAAUUCAUGAUGUUGGUGUCCUUUUUAAAUUUAGCUCCUCCACGAUUCAUCCAUACUCCUGAGAGGCUAACUAAAGUCCCUGCGAACUCAGUCGCCUCUGUUCGUUGCCGAGCUUUUGGUUUUCCGCCACCAACUAUAGUUUGGUCGAGAGGAUUUGUCCCGUUACCGCAAGGCCGGACCACGAUUGCUAAGAAUGGCACCCUUAUUAUAGUCAACUUUGGUCCUUUAGACAGUGGUACAUAUCAGUGUAAAGCGAGCAAUAGGCUUGGAUCUGUUAGUGUCCUAACAACAUUAGAUUAUGAUGAGCAAGGUCAGGAAAUAUAAGGUUUAAUUUUAGUUAAAAAUUUUUCUUUAUUUCAAGGAAGGUUUAUAUUCAACAGGAAUGGAACGCCAUCCUUUGCUAACAGUCGACUUCAGUAAAUGAAGUUAUUUAAAUUCUAUUUGUUCCAAGUGCCACCUACACUCACCUACAGUAUGUAGGUGAGUGUUACGAAAACCAAGAGAAAGGUGAAGGUCCGAAUCCACAAGAUAUCACACUCACUUAGGUUUUUAUACCCUUUCAGCGACUUAAGGAACAUUUCAAACUUGUUUUCCUUAAAUUAAACCUUAAUACCUCUGUUCAGAUUCAAAAGAUUCUUGUCUUGUUGAACACGCCACUGUUUACAAUUGCGUUAUCGCCUCUUUUUUCGUUUAAAUACUGGCAGCUAUGGAUUGCAUAAUAUAUCACGGCAUAUUUCGCCCCUUGCGGCUGACUAAGAUAAAAAUUGACAAUGAGAUGCGUUCUUCACUCGUAUGCUUCAAAAUUGUGCAGCUAAAAAUUAAUUAAACUAAAGAAAAAUUGUUUUUUCUUUAUUUUCAAUAUUAUUUCUAUGCAAUAGUCGGUGACAGCUUUGCUGGGGAAAAACUUCGCUCCUAUAAAAAUUCUUUAUAUCUGCAAAAUGUACAAAGUCUCCCUUGAUAGUAAAGAUGAGGAUGAAAAAAAAUGCUUACUAAAGGAACAAGCUUAUCAAGGAUCAGCUGGUGCUAAUGCCAAAGAUAUUUAAAUUUUGGAAUAUUUGCAUUGCUUGUUAUUUCUGAGUAUAAUUAGACGUUGAUUAAAUGUUUUCCAUUGCGAUAGAAUUCAUAAUGUUCGAAGUUACUGAGAGGAUCCCAAAGGGCUUAACCGUUAGCCGUAAAAUGACGAAAAUAUUUAGCUGUUAGGCGUAAAAAAUGACCAAUUUAAUUGUGUCGCAAAAAGUUAACCGUUAAGAGGUUUUAAUUAAUCACAAAGGAAGGAACUCAAUCGUUAGCCGUAAAAUGGCCGAAAUGUUAAUUGUUAGCCGUAAAAGCCAUCACCCCACUUAGACCAACUACUAUCAGGUUGAUCAAAACAAAGACAUCAAAGCUUUUUUCAAGAAAAGUUGUAUCCUAUUUCCUUUUUUCAGCACCUCAAAUAGGCUCGACUAUAUUAGCAGGCAAUUUGGUUUAUGAAAGCAUACUCCAACAGUUUUUAAAACCUGACGUUGGAAGUCAUCCUCGAUGGGUGCUGUGCUACCGCGCCUCCUAUCACGGCUGGGCGGCCAGUAUCUUCCACAGAAGGUGUGAUGGGAAACGGAACACAGUUUCCAUCAUAAAAGUUGGACAGUACGUGUUUGGAGGAUACACGGACAUUUCAUGGGGUAAAAGAAUAUAUUUUUCUCAUUCUCUGCUUUGAUUGUAACCCAGUGACAUAAAGGUGUAUCUAAAGUAACAAUCUAACUUAGGCUUUGACAUCCUGACCCCAAAAAAUAAUCGAACAAGUUAUAAAUUCACGAAAGGAAAAAUAAUUAAGCAGUCAAAACGUAUGAAAAUGUUUCUCUCGGUUUUCUUUAAUGUAACUGUCAAGUUUUCGUUUAAAAAAAAAAGUUAGAACCUAAGGGAAGAAAACUUAUUCUUCGCCAAUCUUUAAAGGCCAGUUAGCUUUCGAUCAGAUCCUCACUAUAAGAGUUGCGGCAUACCUAAACACAUCGUGUUUCCCAAAGAAUUAAACGACUAGGAAAGUUGUCGGAGCUUUUUUUUUCCAUGGUCUUAGGAACUUAAAAUUCAAUGUAUAAUAUGUUUAGUUCACAUCUUAUUCUUCAGAGUCUAGUGGUGGCUACACAAGUACUUCCAAGGCGUUCAUAUUUUCACUCCGAAAUAACGAAGGACUGGCCCCAUUCAAGAGCCUGAUUACUAGGCAAAUAUAUGCUAUUUACAGGAGUUCAAGCAAUGGGCCCAUAUUUGGUGGAGGAUUCGACAUUGUUAUUAGAGAUAAUGCAAACAGCAACACAGACUCCUACACAAAAUUUGGCCAUUCUUAUUCACCCCCAAGUGGUAUAAAGGACCGAAAAACAAUACUGGCUGGGACUUAUAAGUUCACACCUGAUGAGGUGGAGGUUUUCUAUCUUGGUUGAGUCAACACUGCCAUCUCAUAUUUCCACUACAAAUCCCGGUAAAAUAGUGUCAUACUUCGAUUCAAUUUACCUUUUGGCUUUGUCAGCUGAAAAGCAGACCUUUUAAAACUAGUCUCAAACACCGAUGUUUUAUUGUUUAGCAAAAGGGCGAUUUUGUUUGCUUUACUUUCAGAUAUUGCAAGGUAAAAAAAUUUAAGGGGCUUCACCCGACGGUAGUUUGUAAAUCUUGACGUUUGCAUGAUGGGUAAAAUUCGUGAGAUUUGUCAGUGUUAAAAAUUUUUUGGCUUAAUUUAGAUAAGAAACGAAAAUAUUCCUAGAACUUCCAAAUAAUUUAAUCUUGAAUGAAACAGAUAGUUCAACAAUUUUCCUAGACGUUGGAGAUUUUAUACCUCAAACCGAUAUAAAGAUAAUAUGCGAAGAACGAGAUUCCAAUCUCAGAAGUCACUUGAUUCGAUUACGUAAUGCAAAGGAGGAAAAGUACAACUCGCGAGCAAACUCCUAUUUUUAACUUUAGAUAAGUAUAACUAAGUUGUCUUCAGUCAUUCCUAAGGACGAUAUCGAAGUUUGAGAUAAGUUCUUUAAAAUAGUCGUGAACGAUAAUAAACCGAGUUUUUAUGAAUACGGCUAAGGUUGAGAUGUAAUCAAAGUCGAAGACGGGCUAAAGAGAAUAAAGGAUAACACUCUUUUGCCGCAUUCCGUUUCAUAAAUACCUUUUCCUUAAUAUCUUACUCAAGAGGUCAACUUUCAACAGCAGAUGUUGCAACGGCCUGCACGAGCACACUUGAAAAUGAUCAUCCAAAGUUACCCUUUCAUGCUAUGGAUGUAGUUAAGCCUCAUUCAAAGAGUCAUGAUGUUGAUCAUAGCUAACUAUAACGCGCGUUUGAACACGGACUAUCAUGCACUAUCAUUAAAUGUUGUGUAGUUUAGAAAUGUUCAAAUCCGUCUUGAUACUUGAUGAUAGUUUUUGCCGUUUGAACGAGUCGAUGAUAGUAAAUGAUAGUUUUUAGGUCAGCGGUUUUGCCAAAAACAGGCUCAAACCGAAAUGGAAAAUGGUAAAAUGACUAAAAAAGCCGUCAAAAUUUCUCAGAAUGUCUUGUAGUUCGUUGUUAUCAUCUCCUGGUAGGCUUCAGUAUCUUGAAAUCAAAUCGCAAUUUCUUGACUAAAAUUUUAAAUGCCA
This is a messenger RNA of Pocillopora meandrina, 5668 nucleotides long. Lineage: Eukaryota; Metazoa; Cnidaria; Anthozoa; Scleractinia; Pocilloporidae. The record is from the annotation of a GenBank genome assembly.